Molecule: messenger RNA, 132 nt
Organism: Staurois parvus
Lineage: Eukaryota; Metazoa; Chordata; Amphibia; Anura; Ranidae
Source: the annotation of a GenBank genome assembly
ACUGUGCGCACAAGAGGGACAGUUCAGGACACGGGUAGUCUGUGUGCACAACAGGGACAGUUCUGGACACUCACGGUAAGCGGCUUGCAGACCCUCAGCGGCAGGCCGCUCCAGACAGGGACAACCAGUGGU